AUGCCAUCGGACAAAGUCGACCUUCUCAUUUUGGGCGCCGGUUGGACCUCGAUGUUUCUCAUCCCACUAUGCAGUGAGCGACAAAUCUCGUCCGCAGCGACUACCCGGGAUGGUUGCGAAGGCACUAUACCAUUCAUAUUCGAUCCCGACUGGGGAUCGGAGAGAUUAGUCAGGAACUAUCAGAAGACGCAUGAUGAGACGAGAACGGGGUUCAUUCAACUGGGGUCGACAGGGAUAUGGGACAAAGGACCUACUCUGAAGUCCGAUACACAAGUACAUACUGCAGAAACUCAAUUGAAAACUGUCUGGCAUGACAGGCACUCUCCAUUCGACUGCUCCAACCCUCGUGCACAGGCCGAGACAGAGCUGCUAACCCUUUCGCCCGAUACGCCAACGACAGUCCUCAACCUGUGCGGUCUUUGGGGCGGGCGCAGACACCCGCGGAACUGGGUGAACCGUGUUGCCCCUACGAAGGAAGCCCUCAAGGCUAAGGGCAGCAUCCACCUGAUCCACGGCCUCGACGUCGCCCGGGCAAUCUUGGCAGUCCACUCCCAGUUUUCCAAGGCCGCAGGCGAGCGCUGGCUCCUCACCGACGAGCGCGUGUACGACUGGUGGGACCUCGCGUCCGCAUGGGGGUCCGGCGGCCUCUCCGAAAAGGGGGAGUCCCGGAGCGGGCCGCAGCCUGGAUGGGUGCAGGAGCUGAUGGAGGAAGACGGUAUCAAGGCGUUGCCGAGGAGCCCUGAGCAGAUCGGGCGGGCGCUGGAUGGGAGGGAGUUUUGGAGGACGUUCGGGCUGUCCCCGGUGAAAGCGAGGCUAGAAGAUUGAGUCGUGGUCUUUGGAGUAAGUCUGUCUCGGGUAUCUGGUACUUAAGCUUGUGUGUAGCACCGGGAUAUUGCAGCUUCUUGUGGGCCGCG
Messenger RNA from Gloeophyllum trabeum ATCC 11539, 914 nucleotides. RefSeq lists its product as uncharacterized. Bases 1 to 825 code for a protein of 274 amino acids. Lineage: Eukaryota; Fungi; Basidiomycota; Agaricomycetes; Gloeophyllales; Gloeophyllaceae. The transcript is spliced from 4 exons. The record is from RefSeq and is a predicted model, not a curated record.